Xenopus tropicalis (tropical clawed frog) is the source of this 2482-nucleotide messenger RNA. It is a transcript of the gene tbc1d24.2, whose product is annotated as TBC1 domain family, member 24, gene 2. Lineage: Eukaryota; Metazoa; Chordata; Amphibia; Anura; Pipidae. Gene Ontology annotation, cellular component: cytoplasmic vesicle membrane; synapse. The transcript has 8 exons. The record is from RefSeq and is a predicted model, not a curated record. Bases 212 to 2062 code for a protein of 616 amino acids.
GAUCUGAGCAACAACAAAACAGCUCAGAGAGGCCGCCUGUGGGCUGGACUUGCCCCUGGGGGGGGCGGGUAGGAAGGGGACUGGAGGCAGUUGCUUAAAAGGUGGCAGAUUGUGGUGGAAUUGAGAGACAGCUGGGAAUCACAAGAGACCGAGAUCACCGGCACAGAAAGAGACAGCCGCCUUGGGUUCCACACUUGAGCAGAAACCCUGGAUGUGUGUAAUUGCCCCACAUAUGAGAAACAAAACAGGUUCAGAGAUGUCUUGUGAACCUCCCAUUCUCAUCAUUUCAGAAGAUGAUGCCUGGGAUAUUGACUCGACCACAUAUGCAGAUUGUGGGCACUUUGUGGACUGGGACCGGUUCCCCUCCUUCACAGAGGAAUGGAGGAGCCCUUCCCCUCAGGAGCUGCCCCACAGUCACAAGGAGCUGAAGAGAAUGGCCAGAGAGGGCAACUGGAGCAACAGGCGCAACCUGAGAGCUGAGGCCUACAACCACAUCAUCAAGAACAUCCGCUGCCGCUCAGGGACGCCGGACGCCAGUGUCUACCAUGAUGUGUCUGAACGACUGUUUGGCAGACGAGGGAUACAAGAUCACCUCUUGCCAGAUUUUUUGGACGGUUGCCUUCCCACUGUCUAUUGCCUCAACGCUCGAGGGGAGACGGCAGUUAAGAAGGUGCUUAUAUGCAUCGGAAACCAGUAUCCUGAUAUCACCUAUUCUCCCUCCUUGCCUUCCGUGGUGGCCCUUCUGUUGCACUUCAGUGAAGACGAGGCCGAGUGCUUCGAGAGGGCCUGCAGACUCAUCUCGUGUACAGAAAACCACAAGUGCUACGUUGACCAAAGCUUUCUGGCCUACGAGGCCUCAUGUAUGACCUUUGGGGACCUGGCCAAGAAGUACUGUCCGGCUGGGCACAAGUUAAUCACCACCAGCUGUGAGAACUCUGCCGAGGUCUUCUCCGACUGGAUCAUGUGGAUCUUCGGAGACUUGCCCUUCGAGUACACCAUCCGAGUGUUCGACAUCUUCCUCAUCGAGGGUAAUAAGGUUCUGUACCGGGUUGCACUAGCGCUGCUGAAACACUACAGGAGCCACCUGGAACAUGAGGUCACGGAUGUCCGGUCAGAUAUCCAAGACUUUGUAAAAAACAUCUCCCACCAUUUGUCGGUGCAAAAGCUUUUGGAGAAGGCAUUCAGCAUCAGGCUCUUCUCGCACAAGGAGCUUUGGCUUCUGCAGUUGGCCAAUAGGAAGGCCCUGUCCCAGCGAGGGAUCACGGUAAUGCAGCCCAGGCAGCCGGCUCACAUGUCUGUCGACCUGCUUGAGUUCAGUUCUGUGAUCGUCACGGCCCAGGAGAUGCGGGUCAUCUGGUCCUGGAUCCCAGAAAGGUUCUCCCUGUACCCCCCAGUUCUGCUCUUCUCCACCAUGGAGCACGGAUACAGCCUUCAGAGGUUUUAUUCUCACUGCGAAGGCUUCGAGCCCACAGUCCUACUUAUCAAAACAACAGGAGAAGAGGUCUGUGGGUCCUUUCUCUCUUCAGACUGGAAUGAGAGGAGGAAAUGUUCUGGACAGGUGGCAACAUAUUUUGGGACGGGAGAAUGUUUCGUAUUUAGUGUGAGACCAGAGAUGGAGAGAUACGAGUGGGUGGUGGUGAAGAAGCCAGAGUUGGUAAAGUCAGCCCCCCCAUCACCCUGCUCCCGCCCACGCUCUUAUUCUCACGGAUCCCGCGCCUCAACGUCUCCGCUACGUCCCUCAUCCCCAACCCUUUCUUCAGCACCCAGCAGCCCAUCGCCCUCCCCAAAUUUCCUGACAGUCCCUGGUGACGUCUCGAGUGGUCGGCUGUCUCCCUUCCUAUCCGUCAGGCACUUCCAGCUGCCAACUAAAACUGCCUCCAUGUUUAUGUCUGGGAACAGCAGCGGCAUUAUCAUUGGAGGAGGAGGCGGCCAAGCGCUGAAUAUCGAUGCCGACCUCAAUACGGGAAGGACGGAGCCCUGCGAGACAUUCGACAACCCCCCCCUCUGCCAGGAAAACUUCCACAUUCAGCACAUAGAGGUUUGGGGGUGCCAGAACUCCUGAUCCGGCUCUGGGAAACCAAUAUGGAACCCAACAGUACCGCUCCAACCUCUAGGGCAGUGGUUCCCAAACUGUGGGGCGGCCAAUCAGAGCCUUUGGUUAUGGGGGGGUCUAAAGGCCCAUUAUAAGAUACACCUGAAAGCCCAGCUUGAUGGCCAAUAAUAUUAGGAUUUGGGGGUGCUGCCCAAGAUAACCUUGGUACUGUGCAGUGAGGCCUAGGUGAGGGGGCCCUGAGGGGUCUCACAGAGGGGUCCCACAGAGGGUCUCACAGAGGGGUCUCACAGAGGGGUCUCACAGAGGGGUCUUACAGAGGGGUCUCACAGAGGGGUCUUACAGAGGGGUCUCACAGAGGGGUCUCACAGAGGGGUCUCACAGAGGGGUCUUACAGAGGGGUCUCACAGAGGGUCUCACAGAGGGGUCUCA